Argiope bruennichi is the source of this 4761-nucleotide messenger RNA. Its product is annotated as valine--tRNA ligase-like. Gene Ontology annotation, molecular function: valine-tRNA ligase activity; ATP binding; aminoacyl-tRNA deacylase activity. Gene Ontology annotation, biological process: valyl-tRNA aminoacylation. The coding region runs from base 28 to 3144 and encodes 1038 amino acids. The transcript has 25 exons. The record is from RefSeq and is a predicted model, not a curated record. Gene Ontology annotation, cellular component: cytosol. Lineage: Eukaryota; Metazoa; Arthropoda; Arachnida; Araneae; Araneidae.
UGUAAAUAAACAAAUCGAUAUAUUUUUAUGUUAUUUAACACAAUAAUGUUUUUUAAGCUAGCAAAGUGUUUCAGGUCAAAAACUUUGUUUUAUACUUUUAAUAAAGAAUAUUUACAGUUUUACCCUGGAUCAAACUAUUACCUUUCACAUGUUGCCAAAUAUACAGAAAUUAAACAUCCUUUGAAAAAAGAAUUAUCUGGCAUAUAUCCAAUUGCUUAUGAACCAAAAGAAGUGGAAAAAGGAUGGUAUGAAUAUUGGGAAAAAAAUGGGUUGUUUUAUGAAGGAGCAAGAAAUGACCAUGGGCCACAUGAUCAAAAACUUGAAUUUUGUCUUGUUUUACCACCACCCAAUGUGACAGGAAAUUUACAUAUUGGUCACACUCUUACUGUGACUAUUCAGGAUUGUAUUUCAAGAUGGCGAAGAAUGAGAGGAGAGAAAGUUAUUUGGAUUCCAGGUUUUGAUCAUGGAGGUAUUGCCACUCAAACCAUAGUUGAAAAGAAAUUAUUAAAGGAAAAAAAGAUAACAAAACAAGAGCUUGGAAGAGAAAAGUUUUUAAAGGAAAUUAAUGAAUGGAAAACUUUAACUCAAAAGAAUAUUGAAAUGCAACUGAAAUUGCUUGGGGCUUCAUUAGAUUUUCAAAAGUCAUCAUUCACAUUAGAUGCUAAUACUUCCAAAGCUGUUGCAAAAGUGUUCAUAGAUUUAUUUGAAAAUAACCUUAUUUAUCGCAAGGAGAAAUUAGUUAAUUGGUCUAGUCAAAUUCGCUCUGUGAUAUCUGAUAUUGAAGUAGACCAUUUGGAGAUACCACAAAAAAAGAAAGUUAGAUUACCAGGUUUGAAAGAUCCUGUUGAAUUAGGAUUAAUGGAUUAUUUUUAUUAUCCUGUUGAGAAUUCUGAUGAGAAAAUUUUAAUUGCUACAACAAGGUUGGAAACAAUGUUAGGUGACUCUGCUGUUGCUGUGAAUCCAACAGAUACAAGAUAUACACAUUUGGUUGGAAAAUGUGUGAAACAUCCUUACACCGGUGAAAGUUUGCCUAUUAUAUUUGAUGAAAAUGUAAAUAAAGACUUUGGAACAGGUGCUAUGAAGGUCACUCCAGCUCACGAUAGUAAGGAUUAUGAAUUGGGAAUCAAACAUAAUUUGAAAAUAUUUGAUAUAUUAGCAGAUGAUGGAAGAAUAGAUAUGGACAUUGAAAAUUUCCAGGGAAAGCAUCGAUUGGUUGUCAGAAGUUUGCUUAGAAAGAGUUUGUCAGAUAAAGGAUUGUACAAAGAAACUAAAAGUCAUUCUAUGACCAUUCCUUUCUGCAGUAGAAGUGGGGAUAUUGUUGAACCUCGUCUUAAAGAUCAGUGGUAUCUUGAUUGUACAGAGAUGGGGCAAAAGGCUGUUGAGGCUGUGAAGAGUAAAAACCUUCAAUUUAUUCCUGAUCAUCAUGAGAAGGUUUGGUUUGAAUGGUUCAAACAUCUUAAAGAUUGGUGUAUUUCAAGACAACUUUGGUGGGGCCAUCAAAUACCGGCUUAUAGGAUUCAACAAAGUUCUGAUGAAUUGAAAAAUGAUUUGUGGAUUGCAGCUACUUGUGAGAAGGAAGCUAUAGAAAAGGCAUCCAAAAAAUACAACUUGGAUCCUAAGUCUAUAAAAGCUGUUCAAGAUGUUGAUGUCUUGGACACAUGGUUUUCAUCAGCUUUAUAUCCACUCACAGCCCUUGGUUGGCCAUCCCAGGAUGAAUAUUUUAAAAAAUACUAUCCUCUGAACUUGAUGGAGACAGGUUUUGAUAUUUUAUUCUUCUGGGUGGCUAGAAUGGUAAUGCUUGGAGAGCAUAUAACUGGAAAGCUGCCUUUUACAGAGGUACUUCUUCAUGGUAUGGUUUGUGAUUCACAUGGUCGCAAAAUGACAAAAUCAUUGGGAAAUACUAUUGAUCCUUUAGAUGUCAUUAAUGGAGUGUCCUUAGAGGAUCUUUUGCAGCGAGUUAAAGAUUGUCAGGAUUCAUUGACUCCAGAAGAAGUGAAAUUGUUGUUAAGUGCUAACAAGCAAAACUUUCCAAAUGGCAUUCCUGAAUGUGGAACAGAUGGCUUACGUUUUUCUCUCUUAACUCAUGAUAUUCAAAAUCAACGAAUCAGUAUUGAUGUGAAAUCCAUUCGCAUUUGUCGUCAUUUUUGCAAUAAAAUAUGGCAAGGUUUUAGAUUAUUUACCAAAGCUAUCGAAAAUUGCCCAAGAGAAAGUCUUACUACACUUUCAACAGAAGAAGUACUGAAUUUAAAGGAGAGUGAUGUUGAUCACUGGAUACUGAGUCGCCUAGCUGGUCUUGUUGUUGUGAGCAACACACAUUUCGAAACAUAUGAAUUCCAUUUGGUUGCUAACGCAAUAAGACAAUUUUGGGUGCAAAACUUCUGUGAUGUGUACAUUGAAUAUGCAAAACCUGCUUUAUUGGAAAAUGAGGAGAGACGUUUGUUUAUCUGUAGAGUUUUAUUGACAUGUAUAGAGACAUUUUUAAAGAUUAUUUCUCCCAUGAUGCCUUUUAUUUCUGAAGAACUCUACCAAAGGUUACUUCUCUUAGCAAACAUUGAAUCCUGUCCAAGUGUUUCACUUGCUAAAUAUCCAACUCCAGACCAAUAUUCAGGUUGGAGAAAUACAAUGUUAGAAGCUGAUGUACAUACUGUAACAGAAUUAAUUGGUGUUGCCCGGUCACUCAAAUCAAAACAUGGUGCUACUCAGAUGCGACCUGCAGUUGUAGUUGCUGUUGAUGAGGAAAAUACAUUGGCAGCUUUAAAUCCCUUCAGUGAUCUCAUGGCUUUGCUAGCUAAACUCGAGUCAGUUACUUUUCAUCUCACUCAGGGUCAAGAAUUCUUUGAGCAAUAUCCUGGAGAUUCUUGGGUGUUUGAACCUUGUGAGCAUGGCAUUACUGUGAUAAUGGAUAUGAGAGAGAAACUUAAAACUGAAGAGGAUAGUUUUAGCAAGUUGGACAAAAUACGUGAAGAGCUCACUAGAUUGAAUAAAAUGCUGUCUGAUAAUGAUUAUCGUAAAAAUGCACCUUUGAGUGUGCAGGAAAAAGCCAUGGCAAAGAAAGCCUCUCUCGAAGGAGAAUUACAGAAACUUCUUAAUUAUUAUGGCAAAAAAGAAUCAGAGAAAGCAACAAAAGACUCCUCAGUGUCAUGAAGGUUCCACUGUGUCUUCCACUGUUAAUAUAGUAUCAUACAGAGUAGCUAUCAUGCCAACACAUAGAAUUUGCUACUCACAUGAAACAUAUGAUGAAAUUUUUUUUUAUGUUAAUUACUGUUGUGCUAUGGUACUUUUAUAUAUAUUUUUUUCCAUUUUUCAUUAUUUAUUUAUUACAGAUUUAAAAUAUUGAAAUGUUUUAUUUAUUUCUCAUUGUGAUAGUUUUGUGCAAUUUAACUACCCCCAUCUUUGAAAAUAAAGUUGCAUAUUCAAUAUAAUAAUUCAUUCAAAAAAAUAUAUAAAACCAAUUAUUUUGUACUGAGAAUGUAAGCAUUAUAUGGUGGAACCUUGCUUAACGAGCAUAAUUCGUUCCAAAAUCUAGCUUGUAUUGUGAAAAAAAAUCAUUAGGCAAAACAAUUGUUUCCAUAUCAAUCCAUGUAAAAUAGUACAAUGCAUUCCAUUCCGAAAAAAUUACUCAAACAAAUUUGUAAUAAUGUAAUUUAUUAUUUAUAAUGCAUCCUUUUUUCUUUUUCUUUUCCAAGAAGGGUUUCUUACCAUCCUUGUGUUUGGAGCUGCACUUCAAAAUUUAGCAAAAAUGAGAUAUUGUGAGGGGCCGUUCAGUAAAAAGUUCAAAUUAGUGUAAUUGUUAUUUAUUUAGCGGCUACGUUACACACAGACAAUUUACACACCAAAAUUUGACUAAAUUUAACAUAUGAGUAAGAGCAUGGAUGAAAGCAUGGCAUUGGCAUUGCUAGAUCUGAACUCCAUCAUAGCACCACAUGGCUUCAGAGGACACUGUUUCUGACAUCACCAUAGUCAGUUACAGUUAGCAUUACGAGAGCAGCUACAAUAUGGCAUUUUUGUUAAAUGAUUAUGUAGGAUGCACAACUAUUGGCUGAGAAGGAUUAUUCUUUUCGGCAUACAGUUCUAUAAUUCUAAAUGGUUUCAGUAUCUACCGUAUUUCAUUGGAAGGUUGUUGCUCUAUUGCGUUUAUUAUUUCUUUCUCUUUUAACAAAUAUUCUCUGCGCCUUUUUGUUGUGAUACUGAAUGUAGCUCCAUAAGUUCUUCAAUAUUUCUAGUUAUGUUCUUUCACCAGCUAUCCAACUGUAAUCUCAUAAUCUUAGUCAGAAAUAAAAUCUCAUUGAUUAAGUUCUCAUAAGCAUUUACUCAAAUCCUUCAGAGUUGCGUUCGACAAAGCUAUCUGGCUAAAGUAUCUUCCAUGUAAAUAUAAGAGUUCUCUUUAAAUAUGCACUCAAAAGAGACUGAUAGAAGCCAUUCCAACAUGUUAUAUCACAGUGUGUCUUCGCCACUGCUUCUGCGAAAUAUCGUUAGUUUAGUGAAUCACAUUUUGUGCCUUUUGUUUUGCUCGUUAAACAAAGUUUUACUGUAUUUUUCAUAUAUAAAAAUAUAUCAAUUAAUUGUGGUAUUUGUUUGCAGGCUUUCUAAUUUAUAAUGUAGUCUACUAUAUGAAGACUUCUUAAACUGUUAUUCUGAGCCCUAAAUAGGGAUUUUUGAGAAAUUCUUUUGUUUAAUGAAAACUCUUUCAACUGUUUUUAACCAAAAGUUAUUAAAAAGGAUAUUCUUGAUUUUAAAAAUUAAAAUUCACUAAUUUUUUUA